UCAAAGUCACCCCGUUUUACGGUAUGUAAACUUCCAUUACAACUGCUGUUCAGUGACUGACAGCUUAUCAAAACAAAAACAGUUCUAAUGUGUUGUUGUUUGGAAGCGGUCGUUUGAAAAUGAUUUCGAGGUUGGCCAAUUUAAGGGUCCGAACAUUGCAACUAUUCGCUAAAUGUAAGCUGAAGUUUGCUGGAGGUAUGUCCCCGAGCGGAUGGCCCCCAGGUGGUCCAAGACCAGCGGUCUUUAGCUGAAAUUGAGUGAGUAUCGUAAUUUCAAUUUAUUAAAAUUCUGCAUUUUUCACUAGAUGUUGAAGUAGUUUACAGAUUUGACGCUGAAUUCGACGAAAAUCGGCAAGAAUCACCGCGCUACCAGGUUGCCGAUCAAAGAUAGCGGAUCAUUCGUCGCUGCCGGAAGAGUAGCGGAUCAUUUGUCGCUACCAGAAGAGUAGCGGAUCUUCCUUUACGACAAAUUUUGUUUCUUCGCCGCCUUCAUUGAUCAUUCUCGAUGAUUAUCUCUUUGACUUCCUUGACGCCACGAUGUCUAGCAACUAUUAAAAAUUUUAACAUCAAUCUCAAAAUUUAUUAAUUCCAAAGCGAGAAGCCGUAAGACAUUUCCGCGACUCUGUGCAAUUCAGUCCGGGGUUGCACUAUUAAUUUUAUCAAAUUUCUUCCCAAGGCACACAUAAUUAAAUUAAAAAAAAAUCUAGAGCUCUAAAUUCUUUAACUUUUUAUUCUGUUUGAGGUCGCGAGAGGUUUUGUCAUCAUUUCGCACUGAUUUUCUCUGUUGAUUGUACGUUUAAAUAAUUUGGAUAAUUCAUUCUUAGGAGAAAUUAAUAAAAAGCCUAAUUUAUUUGGUAGUUUUUGAGCACAGUGUUAAGUUGCAACCAAAUUGUGCGGUGUAAUGCAAUUUCGACCUCUUUUCCAAUGCCACUUUGAAGUGACAGUUCAUGUUGAGCGUGACGUUGUAAACAAACCAGCAUAAUUUUAUGAAUUUUAUUCGUUUUCGCGUCACAGUUCGGUCGGAUUUUUUCCGUUGUCGAUUUCGGUUUCGCGUUUGCCACUCGACAGCAAAGUCGCUGGGUGCGGCACAGAUGGGCGGUCGGGCUAUUUGCCCCAAAUAGCCCUCGUACAACGAGAAAUUCCUGCAUCAGUUUCCGUUUUUUCGAACGUUUUGGAAAACUUCCGGCUGGAACCAGACAAGGUGAGAUACUUUAAAUUAUUUUUAAAAGGUUCCUAAUGUAAAUUGUAUUGUAUAAUAAUCAAAAAUAUAUCGCUGUAGAUUGCCCAACGUAACAUCCAGGUCCGACGAGGACGGGAAAACAGCAAAGAUGACGACGAAGACUGCAAAAGCAGACGGAUAUGAGGCUCUGAGGGGUGCUCGUAAGCAGGGUUACGAAUGAGCGAGCGCACACGGAAGGAGUGCUCGCUCCAGCUGGAGCGUGAGUUUUUAUCAGACACCGGGUUCGCCGUUCGCGGGAAACCCCCCCAACCCCCCUACUCUUUCCUGGGAAACCAAUCCACGAAACAGGCACACCUCUGGCACCGUCCUGCUCUGUGCAGUAGUGCCAAACAAGAAGCACAUAAGAAAGUGCCAUCGGCCACGUCCGUUCCACAGAUUGGGGCCGUUGGGGGCAAACUCCACUACAUGAAAAUCUGUCCCGCCUGUCAGGCUCGCCAUCGACAAAAUCAAAUCCCGCAUGCAAACAAUCAACGGUUUACGUGCAAGAAGAAGAAGAACACUGAAUUGGGGACGAAUAAACACCCUUUUCUGCACUGCUGGAACUUGCUCAGAUCUAGAGCAUUAUUCCGGCGGCCACACAAAUAAGGCGAGCUGUCCGUCCGUCGGCGGAACAAGGCUUUCGCUUGCACCAGGUUUUUUUCGACGCGCCGCGCGCAACAACCGGAAAAUGACGAAAUCGGCAAAAAAUCUACUUUUUUCACUAAAACUGCGAUAAUUUUUAAAUUUCAGCGAUGACCAAUAAAUGUCAGGGUAACAAAAGUUGCGUCUUUUAUUUACCCAAACAUCUAUAUGAAAAGUAUGAAAAUCAUAGAGACUUACCUAUAUGUUUUAUAAGAUUAGAAGAUUUCUGGAAUAUUUUUUAAAUAGUUCAAUAAACCAAAUAUAUAUAUAAAAAAAUCUUUUGAAAUAUUAGAAUCCCGUUUUUGCAAGGGGUAACCAAAAAGCUUUUUUUUUUUAACUUCAGUUUUAAUUUGGAGCAACAUAUGUCUCAUGGUGAGAAACAUUGGAAAGUGAUAAACAUUGAAUAAAGAAGAUAAAUGAGCGAAUAAAUUGUGCACUGUAUUCCGCCGGGGAAUUGAACCCCGUUCUAUCUCAUACCGUGAGAACGCAUCACCGAUCUGCCAACGGAACCAAACCACCGUGCUGAGAGCCGUUAGCCGUUAGCUCCCGAGCAGGGGUAAAUAACACGGGAAUACCAAAUUUUGGUAUUACUUGGGCAAA
Messenger RNA from Culex quinquefasciatus (southern house mosquito), 2460 nucleotides. RefSeq lists its product as uncharacterized. Bases 1396 to 1824 code for a protein of 142 amino acids. Lineage: Eukaryota; Metazoa; Arthropoda; Insecta; Diptera; Culicidae. The record is from RefSeq and is a predicted model, not a curated record. The transcript is spliced from 4 exons.